Messenger RNA from Saimiri boliviensis boliviensis (Bolivian squirrel monkey), 2214 nucleotides. It is a transcript of the gene ACAA1, whose product is annotated as acetyl-CoA acyltransferase 1. The record is from RefSeq and is a predicted model, not a curated record. Gene Ontology annotation, biological process: fatty acid beta-oxidation; phenylacetate catabolic process. Gene Ontology annotation, molecular function: acetyl-CoA C-acyltransferase activity. Gene Ontology annotation, cellular component: peroxisome. NCBI's taxonomy places the organism in Eukaryota, Metazoa, Chordata, Mammalia, Primates, Cebidae.
GCUGGGUCCCAGCUCCAGCAGCACAUCGUCGCGGCCCAGCUUGGUGAGCAGCUCCAGCAGUCGGCCUACCGAGGCACCGGGGCGUCCCUGCCAGGCGUCCAGCAGCCUGCCCGUGGGGUCGGCGUGCGACUCCAGCUGCCGGAUCUCCAAGUACUCAAAGUCCAUCUCCUCCGCCAGCACAGUCCAGUCGGCCGCCACCUGCGUCCGCACGUUCAAGAACAGCGACAGGCGGCGCCGCACUCGCAUGUUGAGAGCAGCCAGGGGCAGGGAGGAUGUGGAGGAGACCGGGGUCACAGACCCCGCGCCGGGACCUUCUGCAGCCAUGGCGGGCUGUCCUGGAGCCUCGGCGCCGACAGGGUCGCGUUGUCUGCCAGCGCUUCCUCUUUCUCCUACGGCUCCCGCCCCGCCCCGCGGGCUUUCGCUUUCCGAGAAGCGCCGCCCUGCCCUGCAAUCUGGAGCCUCACGCAAAAGUGCGGAGGCGGGGGCGUCCACUUCCACCCUCGCGGUCUCGGGUGGGGGGAGGAAGGGGGGAGGUGGGAAGUCGGAAUCUGCCUUUUGAGAGCCGGAGAGGUCCGCGGCGCCGCCUCGAGGUGCUGAUAGUAGAGUGGAGCUGCGCAAUGCGGAGGCUGCAGGUAGUGCUGGGCCACCUGGCUGGCCAGCCCGAUCCCGGCUGGACGCUGCAGGCGGCGCCUUGCUCGAGCGGCGCCCCGCAGGCCUCGGCCGCGGACGUGGUGGUGGUGCACGGGCGGCGCACCGCCAUCUGCCGGGCGGGCCGCGGCGGCUUCAAGGACACCACCCCCGACGAGCUUCUCUCGGCUGUCAUGACCGCGGUUCUCCAGGACGUGAAUCUGCGUCCGGAACAGCUGGGGGACAUCUGUGUCGGAAAUGUGCUGCAGCCCGGGGCCGGGGCAAUCAUGGCCCGAAUCGCCCAGUUUCUGAGUGACAUCCCAGAGACUGUGCCUCUGUCCUCUGUCAAUAGACAGUGCUCAUCAGGGCUACAGGCAGUGGCCAGCAUAGCUGGUGGCAUCAGAAAUGGGUCUUAUGACAUUGGCAUGGCCUGUGGGGUGGAGUCCAUGUCCCUGGCUGACAGAGGGAACCCUGGAAAUAUUACUUCGCGCUUGAUGGAGAAGGAGAAGGCCAGAGAUUGCCUGAUUCCUAUGGGAAUAACCUCGGAGAAUGUGGCUGAGCGGUUUGGCAUUUCACGGGAGAAGCAGGAUACUUUUGCCCUGGCUUCCCAGCAGAAGGCAGCAAGAGCCCAGAGCAAGGGCUGUUUCCAAGCUGAGAUUGUGCCUGUGACCACCAUGGUCCAUGAUGACAAGGGUACCAAGAGGAGCAUCACUGUGACCCAGGAUGAGGGCAUCCGCCCCAGCACCACCAUGGAGGGGCUGGCCAAACUGAAGCCUGCCUUCAAGAAGGACGGUUCUACCACAGCUGGAAACUCUAGCCAGGUGAGUGAUGGGGCAGCUGCCAUCCUGCUGGCCCGGAGGUCCAAGGCAGAAGAGUUGGGCCUUCCCAUCCUUGGGGUCCUGAGGUCCUAUGCAGUGGUUGGGGUCCCACCUGACAUCAUGGGCAUCGGACCUGCCUAUGCCAUCCCGGUAGCUUUGCAAAAAGCAGGGCUGACUGUGAGUGACGUGGACAUCUUUGAGAUCAACGAGGCCUUUGCAAGCCAGGCUGCCUACUGUGUGGAGAAGCUACGACUCCCGCCUGAGAAGGUGAACCCUCUGGGGGGUGCAGUGGCCUUGGGGCACCCACUGGGCUGCACUGGGGCACGACAGGUCAUCACGCUGCUCAACGAGCUGAAGCGCCGUGGGAAGAGGGCAUAUGGAGUAGUGUCCAUGUGCAUCGGGACUGGAAUGGGAGCUGCUGCUGUCUUUGAAUACCCUGGGAACUGAGUGAAGCCAGGCUGGAGGCGCUGCCCAUGCAGUCCUGCUCUAGCAGCAAGGCAGCAGCACUACAGGAGCGAAACCACACGGGAAAACUCAGCCCUGGUGGUGGUGGCGGCGGACAGAUCAACUCGUUUGGCAAAUGUGAACACGGCUGACAUGGUCUAGGAGUGGGUGGGGUGUUGAGCCACCCAUCAGACCCUCGUUAGCUGUGCAAGACAAAGGCAGUCUGGAUCACCCAGGCCACAAGGCCACGGUUAAUUCCCAGGGCAAGGUGAAUUCGUGGAUGAGAGGCGCAAUGGACAUAGUAAAUGUGCAAGAAUUUAUCUUA